AUGUACCUCCAUGGAUCGUUUGAAAGUUGCAGUCAGAUAAGCAUCGAGAAUAGAUCGAGGUCAUCGAGGUCAUCGAGCAUAAGAAGCUCCGAAAAAAGAAGGCCAGGGUCUAUCAAGCUCAAUGUUCCCAACGAGCCCAAGAAGAAAAGCUCCAGUCCUUUUGGAAAGGUGGCUUCAAGAGUAAGCGAGGAAGUAUCACAAGCUGAUCUAAGCGAACCCAAUGACGAAGGACUUUUCAAAAAGCGCUCCAAAAGUGAAAGGAGCGAAACUCAGAAUGAUAGAAACGGCGAAGAAGCUGCUCAGCAUGAUAGAAGUCCUGAAGUCGACGAUGAAAAAUAUCCCAAGCAAGAUAGACGCCCUACAGUUGACGAGCUAGAGUGGGACAGUCCAGACGAUAAAGGCAAUCCUCACAAUUGGUCAAAAUUGAAGAAAUGGCUCAUCACACUUACAGUGUCUUUCGACUGUCUUUGUGUCGCUCUAGGCUCGUCACUCUAUGGAGAGGCUUUACCAGACUUGAUGAUAGAGAUGGGCAUCUCACAAAGACUCGGAACUGCUGGGGUAACCUUCUACCUUAUUGGUUUGGCGAUGGGCCUGGUAGUUGCUGCACCCAUGUCUGAAAUACUCGGUCGCAGAUUGAUCUACCUUGUUUCGAUGCCUGUUGGCAUGCUAUUCACUAUGGGAGUUGGUCUCGCGACGAAUAUAAGAACCGUUCUCGUGUUGCGGCUUUUCUCGGGGCUUUUCAGCUCUCCGCCAAUGUCUUUGGCCGGUGGAACCGUAAGUGAUUUAUGGAGUAAUGAUCCAGCUCAAUUGGCUGUUGCAAUGGCCGUGUUUUGUCUUGCUCCGUUCUUAGGCCCAACAAUUGGCCCCAUCGUGGGCGGGUUUGCGGUCAAUGAAAAAAGUUGGGAAUGGACUCAGUGGGUGCAUCUUAUGUUCUGUGGUGCGGUCUAUCCGCUUUUAUUCUUGGUUCCUGAGACGCUUGACUCAACGAUAUUGAGACGAAGGAUGAUUAAAAGAGGGGUGGAACUUGACGAGCCCGACUUGGACUUUGAAUUCGUGAAAAUGGUUGUCACCGUUUUUCUUGUCAGGCCCUUUGAAAUGUUGAUGGUGGAGCCAAUCAUUUGCUUCACUUCUGUUUAUGUUGCGUUCCUUUUUGCAGUAUUGUUUGGUUUCUUUCGAGCAUAUCCCAUCAUUUUCGGAGAUUUGUACGGGAUGGAACGUGGAAUUUCAGGAUUGCCAUUCAUUGGUGUUGCUGUUGGCUUGGUUAUCGGCGUUUUUGGGUUUAUAUGGUUUGACCGCAUCUUCUUCCAUCCAAAAAAUGAAGAUGGUACCAGGGGCAGACGUGAUGAAAAUGGCGACCCGCUAAUUUUUGCUCCUGAAGCAAGGUUGACCAUCGCAGCUAUAGGCUCGCUUCUCAUGCCAAUAGCCUUGUUUUGGCUAGCAUGGACGUCUAGAGAGUCCAUCCACUGGAUCGUGCCAACAUUGGCAGGUGUACCUUUUGGGUUUGGCUUGCUCUGGGUGUUCUUUGGAAUCGUGCUCUACUUUUCCUCGACAUUCCCUCCACAAUGUCUUGCAUCUGCUUUAGCUGCUAACAGUGUUUUGCGCUACACUACGGCGUCCGUUUUUCCCCUUUUCAUUAAUGACAUGUACGAAGAGCUAGGUAUUGACUGGGCAACAUCUAUAUUUGCUUUCAUUACUUUGGCAAUGUUGCCAGUCGUCUUAGCACUCUACAAAUUUGGCGACAGACUUAGACAGUAUUCAAGAUAUAGCUUUGAGGCAGAGGACCGAAAAGAGCAGGCCGAAUUUGAUGCAAAAGAAUCUUUCGAGGAUGACUCUGAUCAGAUGUCAAGUCCGCUGGGUAAGUAUUACGGAGAAGCUGGAUCUUCUUUCAAUCGUUCGUCCAAGACAGCAAUGGAACAGGACGUCUCCAACAAAGUAUGA
Candidozyma haemuli is the source of this 1938-nucleotide messenger RNA. RefSeq names its product MFS transporter. Gene Ontology annotation, molecular function: spermine transmembrane transporter activity; spermidine transmembrane transporter activity. The coding region runs from base 1 to 1938 and encodes 645 amino acids. Gene Ontology annotation, cellular component: membrane. The record is from RefSeq and is a predicted model, not a curated record. Gene Ontology annotation, biological process: spermine transport; transmembrane transport; spermidine transport. NCBI's taxonomy places the organism in Eukaryota, Fungi, Ascomycota, Pichiomycetes, Serinales, Metschnikowiaceae. The transcript has a single exon.